AUGAUGUUAACCUUUUUUCUUUCUCCGUUCUGUAUUUCAACACCUUGUACUUUAUCUACCAACCUAAAUGAAAUGUCAAAUAGCAGAGAUAGUCAUGAAUCUUUAACAUCCUUAGAAUCAUCGUCAUCUUUGGCAUCUUCAAGGGUUUCUCCAGCACAUGUUGAUGCCCCCAUACCUCUACAAGAUAUUAAUCAGCAAAAUGCUGGCGAAGAAGGAGGAGGAGGAGAACAGCAAAAUGAUGAUGAAAAUAACGAUAUAGCCAACGCAUAUUUCCCUGAUGGAGAUGAAAGAAACCUUAUAAAUUCAAUAUUGGAUGAAAAAAUCGAGGCUAAACCUACCUUGUGGAGAAAAGUUCUUGACGUGAUAUGGCCAAACUACAUUUUGAACCACUUGGAUUAUGCCUCAUUCAAAAUAGUCUGUCGGAGCUGGUGUCAUGUUUGGUCUUGUGCUGUUUUAACAAUUAUACCCAGAACCUAUUAUUGGCUUGGGAAUGCUGCAUAUUUGAUUGUGGUAUUGGGGUUCCUUUCGAUAUCUGGCGGUUCAUCUAUCAUCAUGAACGUCUUGGCUAGUUGUGCGGGACUUUUCGGGAUGAUGAUUGCAUUUGUUCAUCAUGUUGUCAGAUCAAAAAUAAUAAAUGAUUUAAACCAUGGAAUAACGUCACAGGAAUUGGCCCAACAGCUCAUACAAGAAGGUAGUUGUCAAAUGAAUGACCAAUUACAGGCUUGUGUUUCAGAACAAAUUUUCACUGGAAGGUACAUCACUACUAAAGCUGCUGCAAUUAGUAUAUUAUCUAUUAUAUCUUUUACAUUUAUUGUUGGGAACAUUCGACAGCAUGCACAUCCGCUAUGGACCUUGGCGUAUAUUGGGGGACAAUUUGGUAGUUGCAUAUUUACCUGUUAUGGUCAUUUUUCACCGUUAUAUCAGCCAUUGGAAAUUGGACUUAUAGUUUUAAAACCAUUUGGAUUAUCAUUACUGGUAAAAGUCUUGACAUCCUUGAUUGUUUAUCCUACCACAUCUAACUGGUUAUUUUUCCAAGGGAGUAUAAAAUUUAUGACGCAGUUGCAAAAGGCCAUGGAUGGCAAUACAAAAAUGUUUAAGACAUUAAAACCGUCAGCACCAAAUUUUUCCAAUUACAAGGCGUACAAGAAAGAUAUUACCAAGUUGAGAAGCUCAAUGGCACCUUCAGAGAAUGUGGCGUCUACUAUUUGGUUGGAGUAUUCUUACGGGAGAUUUGAUGUUGGUGAUGUUGGUGAAUUUAGAUCAUUAUUGAAAAAUUUAAUUAGUUCAAGUGCAAGUUAUGCUUAUUUUUAUCAACUAUUACAAGAAAGGACAUUUUAUGCCAAAGAUGACUUUGCAAUUGUCAGGAAAAAAUCGAAUGCCUCGUCUCAUUUGGCUCAUGGACAUGCGAAAUUAUUUAGCGCCAUUCAGGAUUCCUAUAAGAAAGUUGGCAAAUAUGAAUCAGAGAAAAGAAUGAAAGUUUUGAGAAACAGAAUUGCCAUUCAUGGUGCUGGUAACCGAAUGACUUUAGGAGGGAUUGACGAAGUGGCAAAGUUUAUGUCCAAACAUUUUACCCCACUAUUGGAGGAUGCAAACUUGGGUAUUCAAACUAUUAUUGAAUGGUUAGAGGCUGCCAAUGAGUUUCGAAUCUAUGCAUGGCUACCAGGAAAAUGGAAUAUGCAUGUACUGAAGCAAAAGGAGAUCAAUGGAAAAGUCUUCAAAGCUAGAACUACCUUAAAGGAUCUGUUGUGCAAGUUUGAAGAUGUUGAGACAAUGAAGAAGAUGAUGGUGGAUUCAACUAGAAGUGAAAAUGAAAUGCUUUUUUUAAUUAGUCAAGGUGUUUUAUUUUUGCAAAUAGCCAAGCAUCAGUGUGAGAAUAUUUUGAAAAUACUAGACUUGUGUUUGGACUUGGAUGAAAGAAGACCAGAACCCAAGUUUAUAACUUUUUUCACGAAAAAUCGGUACUCCAAGCCAAGGCAUUUAUCAAGCGAUAUGGAUAAACCAAUGCCCGAUUAUCUAUCUAGUGAUAUCCAAGAAAGGGAUGCUGACAAUUUGCCACCAGCAAAUGCAAUGCAGUUUUUCGGUCUAUAUUUCACAAAAUUAUAUUCAUUCUUUAUUAGUAAUAAGUUUUGGUUCUGGAUCAAAGCUGGUGGAUUAAUAACUAUUGGGGCAAUUCCAUAUUUUGUAAGAACGACGGCAGGUUUCUAUUACCAUCACAGAAUGAUAUGGUUGGUUAUUAUGAUUGCAGUUUCCAUCAGCGAAAACACCGGCUCAACAAUAUAUGUUUUUUGUGCAAAAUUGGUGUAUACAUUUUUUGGUGCAAUUGUUGGAAUGAUUGGUUGGUAUAUUGCUUGUGGCAAUGGUAAUGGUAAUUAUUAUGGAUAUGGAGCUGUAACUGCAGUGUUGUUUGUUUAUUUUGUUUAUUUUAGACAUUUUUCCGUGCAUCAAACAUUAUUACCACAAAAUUUGUUUGCUGUAACAGCGGAGUUAGUGAUGGGUACAUCUUGGAUAGAUGCUAAACUAUACCCCAUGACAGAUGUAAAGUACGGUUUCGAACCUGCUUAUCUUCGAUUUAUUGGUGUGACUAUUGGGUUGUGUAUUGGUUCUUUAGCAGCAAUUAUCCCCAGUCCUGUUUCAUCAAAGGCAUUGGUUCGAAAGAUAUUGGCAGAUGGACUUUCAGAAGUUGGGAAUAUCCAUUGUUCUGUAACCAAGUUUGCUUUGAAAAGAGCUGUUGAUCCUCAUUUCCAUACUGAACCAAGACACGAUAUACUACUAGCUAAAUUUAGAUACUUGUUGCUAAAAGUUGCUCGGUUGUCGACCUUGUUAGUUCCAUUGAAAUUCGAAUUGCCUAUUUCCGGGUAUUGGCCCGAGUCCAAGUAUUUGAGAUUACAGGGGUUGAUUACAGAUGUUACUCAACUUUACUUAAUGCUAUUGGUGGCAUUUAACGAACUCGAAGACCCUGUACAUUGGCUACCGACAAUUUUCCGGAGAAUUGGGUUUUGUUAUGCUGAGUUAGAAGCAGAUAUUUUUGCUACUGUUCACAUGGCAGCUGAUGCAUUGAGAACCAAGGAAGCAUUGCCUAAAAUCACCGAUGCUAAUAUAUCAGUCAAGCAUAUGGAACUCUUACGAAAACAAUGGGGGCUUGAAAAAAUAUCAUUAAGUGAACGAUUUUAUAGUAAAGUGAAAAAAAAAUGUACCCAAGAAACUGGUCAUGAUGAAAUUACAAAGGAGUUGGAUUACGAUAAAUUUUUCAGUAAUGAUGGGAAAUUAAACAUUGUUUCAUUGUUGGUGGCACAUAUGAUAUACAACAGAUUAGACGAGAUCAUCAUUGUUGUCAAGGGGUUAGUUGGGGAGAUUUACGAUUUGGAUGAAAAUGUUUUGAUUGCAGAAGAAGUUGAUGACGAUGAGGAAGACCAACCAUACGCGUGGCUUCUGGACGAGGAUGACGAAAACGAUUUAUUGAUACAGAAUUAA
Molecule: messenger RNA, 3471 nt
Organism: Candida albicans SC5314
Lineage: Eukaryota; Fungi; Ascomycota; Pichiomycetes; Serinales; Debaryomycetaceae
Exons: 1
Coding region: 1-3471 (1156 amino acids)
Source: RefSeq, a predicted model, not a curated record